CCACCAUCCACUACCGUCCUGGACCCGCUCGAACCAUGGCGACAGAAGCAGCAGCAGACAUGCCCGUCAAGCUGCCGACGGUGCGUCUGGACACAACGCUGGCGGAGCUCUAUGCCCGGGCCAGCCCCCGGCUAGCUGGCAAGCGCGUCGGCCAGGUACUCUCGGGCACCAACUCGGGCAUGGGCCUGAGCAACAACUUUCCGCGCAAUAGCAAGUACCUGUAUCAAGACAGCCCUUUCAACUCUGCCGACGCCGACCGCGACGAGUCCGAGGCCGCGCGGCGCGAGCUGGCUGUCAAGUACCUAUCGCUGAUACCGCAGCGCGACGCCUUCAUCACGGGCGCCGCGCCUGUCGUGCUCUUCAACCUCGGCACCGACCCGGACCAGCGCGCCCAGGACCGGCGCGAGGCCGAGCGCACCGUGGCCGUCCUGGGCGCCGACCAGAGGCCCGAGCUGAUCUUUUGCCCCGGUCCCGCCGAGAUCCCGGUGGAGGAGGCCCGGCUCGACCUGCUGGCCUGCAAGCUCAUGAUCGACGGGCUCGAGCGGUACGACCUCGUGGUGCCGGCCGAGACGCACUGGUUCCUCAACUCAAAGGCCGCGCUCGCACAGUCGGGCCUGCCCACGCCCGUGUGCGAAGCCGUCGAGCUGUCGGGCCACGGCGCCGAGGCCGGCCUGUGCUGCAAGGCCUGCCAGCGGUCGACCGACGGCUUCGUCGUGCCCGAGCUCUGCACGGGCGAGCGGGGCCGCUGGGUGGACGAGGAGAGCGCAAAGGUCUACGACGCCGUGCGCGCGCGCCGCCUGCCCUUUGUCCUCAAGAACCAGCAGACCUUUGGCGGGGCCGGCACAUACAUGGUCAACACGGAAGAGGACCGCGCGCGGCUGCUGGAGGAGCUGCGCGGCGGCGUGCUGCGGCGGCUGCUGUCGUCGGUGACGGCAUCCAACAGCCACCUCAAGCCGGGCACCAUCCUGCUGUCGCAGAUGGUGGCGGAGCCCAUCGGCGACUACGGCGUCACCUUUUUCGUGACGGACAGGGACGACGGGGACGACGACCCCAUCUUCCUCGCCACGUCGGAGCAGAUGACGGACGGCCCCGCGUGGAUAGGCAGCACCACCAACUACGCGCGGCAGGACGAGCUGCGCGCAAAGUUCGGGCCGCUCGUGCGCCUCGCCGGCCGCUGGCUGAGGAGCCACGGCUACGUCGGGCCGGCGGGCGCCGACGUGCUGGAGACGGCGCCGCACGCGCACGCGCACGGGGACGGGGACGGGGACGACUGCUCGGGGCACGCUGCUGCUGCUGCUGCCGCCGCCCCAGGAGACGCGGACAGGCCCCCGUCCGAGUUUCCGCACUUCCACAUUGUCGACCUCAACGUGCGCACGUCGGGCUCGCUGUGCCUGCCGCUGCUGCGCGGGCACUUCACGUCGCGCGGCCUCUGGUGCGCGUCCUCCUUCUCCGUUAGCGUGGCCAAGACGCGCGAGCAGUUUGUGCGCAAGUUCCGCGCCGAGUUCGAGUCGGGCGCCAUGUGCAUCGUCAGCUGGUACGAGGACCGCCGCGUGCCGGCCGACGGCAAGGGCGAGCCGUCGGUGCUCAGCCUGGCCGACGUGGCUUUGGGGGCCGAGGACAUGGAGGCGCUGGGCAAGGCCAUCGACAGGGUGAGGAAUGCAACUGACGAAGUGACGUUUUAGAUGUGUAGAUGUGUUCAGAGCAUGUCGGCGCGGUUGGAGUCGUGGUUGAUAGACGGAUAUUUUGCUAUAACCUCUGGUGAUAUUGAUGAUAAUACAGAUGACUACUAGAUGCAUGCCGG
Messenger RNA from Gaeumannomyces tritici R3-111a-1, 1801 nucleotides. RefSeq lists its product as hypothetical. The record is from RefSeq and is a predicted model, not a curated record. Lineage: Eukaryota; Fungi; Ascomycota; Sordariomycetes; Magnaporthales; Magnaporthaceae. The transcript has a single exon. Bases 36 to 1682 code for a protein of 548 amino acids.